Octopus sinensis (East Asian common octopus) is the source of this 2205-nucleotide messenger RNA. RefSeq names its product zinc finger protein 665-like. Gene Ontology annotation, biological process: regulation of transcription by RNA polymerase II. The annotation marks the transcript as partial. Gene Ontology annotation, molecular function: DNA-binding transcription factor activity; RNA polymerase II cis-regulatory region sequence-specific DNA binding. The transcript is spliced from 5 exons. Lineage: Eukaryota; Metazoa; Mollusca; Cephalopoda; Octopoda; Octopodidae. The record is from RefSeq and is a predicted model, not a curated record.
UAUCAUUGUGAGAUCUGUGGUAAAUCAUUCUCUCGAAGCACUUACUUAACUUUACACAAACGUACACAUACAGGAGAGAAACCAUUUUACUGUGAUAUCUGUGGUAAAUCAUUCUCUCAAAGAAAUAUCUUGAUUAAUCACAAGCUUACACAUACUGGUGAGAAACCUUAUCACUGUGAUAUCUGUGGUAGAUCAUUCACUCGUAAUAGUCAUUUGGUUACUCACAGUCACAAUCAUACUGGUGACAAACCUUAUCAUUGUGAUAUCUGUGGUAAAUCAUUCUGUGAACGUAAAGUUUUAACUAACCAUAAGAAGAUUCAUACUGGUGAGAAACCUUAUCAUUGUGAGAUCUGUGGUAAAUCAUUCUCUCAAAGCACUCACUUGACUAAUCACAAGCCUACACAUGCAGGAGAGAAGCCAUAUCAUUGUGAUAUCUGUGGUAAAUCAUUCUCUCAAAGCACUCACUUGACUAAUCACAAGCCUAUACAUACUGGUGAGAAACCUUAUCAUUGUGAUAUCUGUGGUAAAUCAUUCAGUGAACGUAAAGUUUUAACUGACCAUAAGAGGAUCCAUACUGGUGAAAAACCAUAUAAGUGUGAUAUCUGUGGUAAAUCAUUCCCUCAAAAUAGUCAUUUGGUUACACACAAACGUACACAUACAGGAGAGAAACCAUAUCACUGUGAUAUCUGUGGUAAAUCAUUCUCUCAAAGAACUCACUUGACUAAUCACAAACGUAUCCAUACAGGAGAAAAACCUUAUACCUGUGAUAUCUGUGGUGAAUCGUUCUCUGUUGGCAGUAGCUUAACUCGACACAAACGUAUUCAUACAGGAGAGAAACCAUAUCACUGUGAUAUCUGUGGUAAAUCUUUCACUGAAAAGAGUAGCUUAACUAAACACAAACAUAUCCAUACAGGGGAGAAAACAUAUCACUGUAGUAUCUGUGAUAAAUCGUUCUGUAUUGACAGUCACUUAACUCGACACAUACGUACACAUACAGGAGAGAAACCUUAUCCCUGCGAUAUCUGUGGUGAAUCAUUCUCUGCUGGCAGUAGCUUAACUCGUCAUAAACGUAUUCAUACAGGAGGGAAACCUUUUCCCUGUGAUAUUUGUGGUAAAUCAUUCUCUGAUGACAGUAGCUUAACUCGACACAAACGUAUUCAUACAGGGGAGAAACCAUAUCACUGUGAUAUCUGUGGUAAAUCAUUCUCUAAUUACAGUCUCUUAAUUCGACACAUAAGUAUUCAUACAGGUGUGAAGCGUCUUCCCUGUGAUAUCUGUGGUAAGUCAUUUUCUGAUGACAGUAGCUUAACUAUACAUAAGCGUAUCCAUACAGGGGAGAAACCGUAUCACUGUGAUUUAUGUGGUAAAUCAUUCAGUGAAAAGGGUAUCUUGACUACACACAAACUUAUUCAUACUGGUGUAAAACCAUAUAGUUGUGAUAUCUGCAGUAAAUCAUUCUGAUAAAAACAUCAAUUAAUUAAACACAAGUGCAUUCUUUAUGCAAAGGAUCCAUUGCACAGUGACAUUUGUUGUAUAACAUUUCCUCAGAAGGACAAAGGACGUAUCUUAUAAAGACAUCCACAGAAUAUAGAAACUAUAUGAAUGUGACAUCUAUGGUAAAUCUUUGACAUGAAAUCAUCCAUUAUUGAAUCAAAAGAGCAUUGACAGAGGAAGGAAAACAUAUCACUGUGAUGUUAAACGUGAAUCAUUCUUUCAAAAUGGUGAAUUGUUUGUACACAGUCCUGUUAAUAUGAAAGAUAUAACUGUAAUCUAAGCUAUUUGUGCUAAAUCAAUCUAUGAAAAUGAUCAAUUAUUGAAAUGUAAAUGCAUUGAUACAGAAGAGGAACCACGAUGAUGAUGAUCCUCAUCAUUUAACAUUCUCCUAUUCAUGCUUCUGUGGAUCAGAUGGAAUUCAUUGAUGGAGAUUUUCUACAUCUGGGUACCUUUCUUGUGACCAAUCCUCACCUGUUUCCAAGCAAGGAAAUAUUUUCCCUGGUGAGACAUAUUUUACGCAGAGGACUGGAAGUGAACAACUGCACAAGUAUGACGGUCAUGAUGGCCCUUUACGAACAUCACAUAAUAUCUGGACAAGGGUACAUACACACACACUCACAUAAACUAUUGUAUGUCUGAAGAAUUUCUCAUGGGAAAUAUAUGUUACAUGUUUUCUACACAUCUAAUAGUUUAUAAUUCCUAUUAGGAAAU